Xyrichtys novacula (pearly razorfish) is the source of this 29922-nucleotide messenger RNA. Lineage: Eukaryota; Metazoa; Chordata; Actinopteri; Labriformes; Labridae. The record is from the annotation of a GenBank genome assembly.
GGGUCAAGUCUUCAAAUUCAAAUAUUACAGUGUCCACUAACUUUUACCUGAGUUACACUUAUGAUAGUAAAUCAUGUUCAUGGCAGAAAAAAAUACUUGACAUCAUGUUUAAAGAUAUCAAGCACCACCCUUAAGCUUUAUCGGAGUCAACGGAAGCCGACUAGUAUGUUAGCGACCAUGGCCACGUCACUCGGCCUACAACUUAGUGGGUUUGCUAAUUAGUAUGAAAGUUUGAACCUGUGCUAAACGCAAGUAAAAGUUAGAUUUUUCCCAGUUUAUCAAACCAGUAUGGCUACAAUUAGACGACAAACAUAAAGAAUUAAUCAUUUAAUAUGAGACCAGCCACAAUAAAAUGCGUAAAAAUCCCCGUACUGGCAGCAAAAUGAGCUGAGGACGUUGACAUGAAUUCCUAAAAUCACACAACCGUUUAAACAUUUAGUGAUAACGGCUUAAGCGUGUGACAGUUACGAACAGUUGUCAACGGUUACAGUUGGGAACGUUUAUCGGAAGAUUUUGGCCGGUAACACAAGUGUCAGAAAGCAAAAGUGAAGGAGAAUUUUCCAAGAAAACAGGAACCACAGAAACAGAAAUUAUGGACACCAGGCGUCAAUAUCAUCGAGUGGCUGACAACUUCUAAGGGUAAGUUAUAUUUAGUUAUGUCAAGUGAACAACUGCUGAGAUAUUAGCUACUAGUUAGCAGCCUCACGACGACGAAAUUGCACUUAAGUUAGCUUGACUAGCCUUUCAGUUACACCAGAAAACAGAAACCGCUGAAACAGAAAAUAUGGACAUUAGGCGUCGAUAUUAUCGAGUGACCGACAACUGGUAAGGGUAAGUUGUAUUCAGUUAUGUCAAGUGAACAACUGCUGAGAUAUUAACUAGUUAGCAGCCAACCAACGACGAAAUUGCGCUAGUGUGCUAGCUUGACUAGCCAUUCAGUUACACCUGUGAGCGAACGGUGCAUAACGUACCGUGACCCUGAAGAUCGGGUCUUAUUCAUGGGGUAUUCACCUCAAAAGUCUUCUUUUUCUGGCAGUUAGGUCCAGUUACUACUUUUGGUUAAUAAAUGAGACUUGAGCUUUGGAAAGUGGCUUAUUUUAUUUUAUGUUUUUUCAUUACAGAAGAAAACGGUUUUUUUUCCAACGGCAAGGAGGUGGUUUUGCCUGUGCAGCACCUAAAUAUGGAUACACACGAGCAAAAGGCAAACAAGCAUGGAUGCAAGGUUAGUAAAUUUAACACUCUUUAAAGUUGGGUUACAGACCAAACAAGCCUAUUCUUUCAAGUGGUUUAUGUUACAGUGUGUGUCUAUGUGUAGCAGUAUGGUAACCACUAUUUACAAAACAAAUUUUCCUCAGGCAAAGUACAAACAGGGAAGAGAAGAGCGAAAGAAGCUUCUCACCUCCGCACACAAGUACAUGAUUGAUAUCCUGGCAGACAGAUUGUACUUGGAGCCAUCAACAGUAGAAGAAUUUAUCCUAGAUUCCCCAUCUGUGAGUUGAUCCAAGUUUUUUUAGCUUCUGGUGAAAAAUGACUGAUGUUGAUGAUAACAGAAUUUUCAGAUUAGUAACAUUAUUACAGGAACUUAAGACUUUUGACUAUCAUAAGGUCUGAGAACAAGGAGUAAGAGGAGGAAGGAGUAAGUAACAUGUGGCAAAGAACAGGGAGUUGUACCUUCUCAUAAUAAACUCAGAGAAAAAAAAAUCAUUAAAUCAAUAAGCACAUUUCCUGAAAUUUCAUUUGUACUGCAGGUUUGGAGGAAUUCAUAGUGAGAGAUGAAGAGGUUUAAAUUUCCAGCCUCACAGAGUGAUUUGAGUGUACAUGCCUUUCAAGUGUUUAUUUAUGACUCACUGUGAUAAACUUUGUCCUCAUGCUCUUCUUAUUGAUUCUGAGGACAUGUUCUGAUGUUCAUAAGAUGGCCCCUUAUUUUGGGGGAUUGAACGUCUUGCAUGCUUGUGUUACAACUUUCAAAGUUUUUACUUGCUAUCAUGGUUUUCUCGAGAAACAGCUGGCUGCUUUUGAUGAAUUCUUUGCCAAAGAUGGUUGUACAACCAUUUCAUUUGUGUAUCAAGAGUCUACAGUCCCAGGAAUAGGUAAGCAUAAAUCAUGAAAGAUUCUCCUUUUGACUGUCUCACCUCAGAUAUUAAAAAAAAAACAUCUGGGAAAUAUAAAAACUUUUAAAUUGUAGUCAUUUUAACUGAGACAAAGAAGAUCUAAAAUAACAUACUUACAAGAUAUACAGCUGCAUUAAAGAGAUGACGUGAUUUUAUGAUUGAAUUCCAUUUCAGUAAAGUUUUAGAGCCAUUAUUUAUAUAAUCUGGGAUUAAAUUUUUUUUUAAUAAAUGGUGUAAAUGGUGAAUUUCCUAACUUUAGGAGUGAAGGAAUGCACAGACUGAAUGCCAUUUUUCCUCUGUUGAAAUAAAUGUUGAUUGCAGAGUGUGGACGCUUAUUUCCUGGAGCUACUAAAGGGGAAAACAUUUUGAGGCUGUUUGUAGCCAAUUUGCACCAAACACGCCUCACUGGUGUUUGCUGCUCUUUCACUAGAGCUAGAGUGGACAAGCCUGUGAAUUUAGAAAACAUUCAUGAGGUUAGUCUACUACUGUAUAUGUGUUCUUGGUUAUUUUGUUCCUAAUUUGUUCAUUGGUUUUAAUCAGAACCUGUUCUUUUGGCUGAUGUAUUGUGUUUUAGAAUUCUAAACACAGUGUAUUGUGUGAGAAUUCUGUCAUUGAAAUAACAUGCAUCUCAUUACUUUUAAAGAUACUUAGAUUUUACCAUAGAAUUCAUGAAUGGAUGAAUGACUUUGAUGAUGUUUUGCAGGAAAUCUGCUUUUCAAUGGUAGAUGCCAGAAAUGGCCUUCUGAGGGGAAUAAGGAAUACCUUCAACUAUUUGCUGCCAGCCCUUGAAGUACAAAACUGGGGUCCUUUAAAUAAGUCUACAUAUGGACAAAGACUUAUAAAGAACUACAAGUACACUGUAAAACAUUGUCUUGACUCCUUACUUGGUAAGCCAUUUUUUCUCUAUUUUAAUUAUUCUAAGGUUUCAAGUUUGAAGGGGCUUACAUUAGUAGUUAGCAUUUUGUGUUAAUCCAAACAACAUUGUCAGGACAAGCCUAAGAAUUAUGCAAUACCUAUUUAGAAUCAUAUCAUUAUGGUGUGAUUGCCUGCAAAAGUUUAGUUAAUCUUUAAUUCCUUUUUGUUUGUUUCCCAGAUAUCCAGAGGCGCAAUGAGAGUAUUGUUCGUCUGAAAACAGUCACAGACAUUGACUUUUCUAAACUGUCCACUUUGGAGGAUAUGAAAGAAGCAGCUGCUGACAGUGAUUUAGUCAAGAAACUGGAAGAAAUUCUGAUGCAGUUGCAAAAACAAAUCGAACAGGUUGGCAACAUCCAAAAUUUAACAUUUGCGAUAUUAACACUUAAAUGUGGUCAGACUUAUGGGAUAGACUCUCUCUGUAUCUGUAAUCAAUAGGUUCUGAUAGAAUGUGAUACAGUGAGGGAAGUGGAUGCUUCUGAAGGACCACUGACUGAGUUAGAAUACUGGAAAAAAAUGUCGCUCCAGUUCAACUCCAUAAUCAGUCACAUCCAAGGGGUGGAGUGUAAGGCAGUGGUAAUGGUGCUCUGUCUAAGGGACCCCAGUCUUGUCAAGGUAUGGACACUAGAGCCUCAUUCCAAUGUUAUAAUUCUGUAAAUUUGUUCUGUAAUAUUGAAUUUAUUUAUUGAAAUUAUUGUGAUAUUGAAGCUGUAACAUUUCAUGGCAUUGUUUGUAGGGGUGAUUGCUUGUUUGUCAUCUUAAACUUGUUUGUCAUUUUAAGAUAAACAUAUUUACAUUUAUCUUGUAACACACCUGCGGAGAAGCCUCUUCAAUUUCAUUAUGGUUAAACCCUGCAUAAUGACAAAUAUAGGCUGUUGUGUUUUAGAGGACUAAACUUUGUCAAAUACAUGAAUUAGGUAUAAUUCAAGACUAGUAUCACUGAACAAUUGAAUAUAUGAAUCUGUGAGACUCAUGUCAGUGCAAGUAAAAAUAUAUUUGUGUAAAGGCAACAAUUUUAUUGAACUCCCAACGCUAUUACGAUUUGAUGAGGAACACCUUUCAUUCUUUUCUAUAUAAACCCCAUUCAAAGGUACUGCCAGCCAGAAGAUAGUGAGAUUUCAUUAAGAGUGACAGUCACAUGGUAUUCUGUGUCUCUUUUGCCCGUUAGCAGGGAGUUCACCGUGUAAUUUUUGAGCUCUAAAGACAUCUAAUUUGAGUUUUCAAAAGUUUUGCUUUAACUUUGACUUCCUUAAUCUUUUUCAGCAGAUUUUCUUUAGGUGAUUUGAGUUCUCUGAUAGGUGAAAACAUCUUUUUUGUUCCUGGAACAGAAACUAAAGUGCAUUUAAUGAACUCAAAAAUAUAUUUUAACACUGCCUCUAAGUUUUAAGGAUAAGGAAUACAAACUGGGCCUUUCUAACCAUAUAACUUAUGCAUGUAGAUGUGGCAGGAGCUGGAUGGCAGGAUAACUGAUCGUUCUAAUGAGGCGAAAGACAACGUGCAGUUCCUUAGCAGACUGGAGAAAGUCUGUCAGCCUCUGUAUGUCAGUGACCCAGUAUGUAAAGUCAAUUAUUUAAUGGCUACUUCAUCAUGUCUAAGAAAAAGUUUCCAGAAUCGUGCAAUAGAGCAAGUUUUUUCUAUAUUUAAUAUAUGUUUUCAUUAGAGAAGUAAUGUUUGCUUAUACUUGGUUAUGUUGUGGUUAAUUUAGAUUUAUAGAUAAUUUUAUUGUGAUUUUAGGUUGCCAUGGUGAGAAGUGUACAGGAAAUCAUCAACGGCAUUCGUCAGAUUUACAAUCAGUCACUCUACUUCAAUACAAGUGACAAAAUAUCUGUGCUGCUCAUCAAAGUAAGUUUUAUAGUUAGUGGAAGAAAAUACAGCUUUGCUCUUAGUUUUGUCCUUGAGUUUUGUCACUCCAUUCCUGAAUAUGUUUCCAGGUUACAAACCAGAUGGUUAUGGUGUGCAGAUCAUACAUUACAGAAAAUGGCCUGAUAUGGGACCAAGACACUGAAGAUGUUGUCAGGAAAAUGCGGGUGAUGAUGACACCUACCUCAAUGAACAUCUGUGGUGUUAUUGCAGAGGCUUGAAAGUAACAUAAGUUGACAUCUGCUUGUCAUCUCCUUGGCAGGACUGUAUCAGCUUAUAUCUCGAGUAUCGGGCUAGCUUCCAGAAAACACAGGAGCAAAAAACACAACAUUUAGGAGAGAGAUCCUUUAAGGUUUCAGAGAUCCAGAUUUUUCGUAACUUUGAGAUGUUUUGCAAGCAACUUGAGAAGGUGCAGCUGUUUUUUUUUUAAACUCUUACGUUAUGUCACUCAUACUAUAAAGCCUUGUAGGGUUAAAAAAAAAAAUCUUUUUGUCACAGAUAAUACAAAUAAUAGAAGUGUUCAAGAAGUUUGAAUCUCUGGGAAAGUCCAACAUUGAGGGCAUAGAGGUUCUGAGCAGACUGUUCCACACUGUGUCCAUGAAUCUGAAACAGAAGCAGUAUGAUAUCUUGACUCCGGGAUUGGCUGAAUUUGAAACAGAUUUUUCAAAGUUCAUGUCUCAAAUCAGCUACAUUGAGGUACGCAGAAGUUACUUCUGAUUACAGUUUGUAUUGUAGGUACCCUGCAUUGUCACCUCUCCACCUCUAAGAAAAGUUUAAUUUUGUUAUUGUUACUGUCUUUGUCUGCAGAUCCAGCUACAGGAAUUCACAAGCUCAAGCUUGUCAAACAUCACCUCAUUUCAUCAUGCUGCGUUCCUCAUACAGGGGUCAGUGUGAUACAGUAGACCAACUGAAAGAUUGUAUUAUAGUCAUUUGAAUUGUUAGCAAUUUGACUUUAUAAUUAGAAUUCUGAAUUAUCUUAUUUGUAGUUUCCAGAGGCUGAACUUGUCAUGUCUGGACACAGAAGUUAACAAGGCAGUGGGCCUCAUGCUUGAAUCCUAUGCCAUCACCUUACUCUCUACAAAAAUGGUAACCCAUCUUGCCAGAGCACAUGCUCAAAAAAAGUGUAAUUUCCUCUAAAAACCUAGAGGGUAAAUAAAUAAAGAUUGUUAUCAACUAUACAGCUAAUUUUAAUUUUUUUGUAGCUCUUUGUCAAGCAGAAAAAUUGCCCUCCCAUAGCGAGAAAUAUGCCUCCCGUUGCUGGAGGGAUCGGUUGGGUCAGGCACCUCUACAAAAAAAUAGAGGAUCCCAUCAAACUCAUACAAGUAAGUCCCAAUUUCACCCUCCAGAACAUUUGAAUAAAUACUCAUUGUACAGACUAUUUUAACCUUGGAUCCAUCAACAGAAAAACUCUGACGUCCUGCUCAGCCCUAAGGGUAAAGAUGUGGUGCAAAUGUUCGAUAGUGCUGCAGCUGCAUUUACCGAGUAUGAGCGUGUUUGCUACAGAAAAUGGAGGAGUAAAGUGUCCCAACAAUGCUAUGGUUAGUUCUCUGACUCUAACUUUUAAUGUUGAUACCCUUUGCCUCACAGUGAACUUUGGUUACAUUACAGUAUUCCCUUAGCAUUCAUUUCGUAUACUUUCUUACUCUACUUUGCAACAGCCUUGAAUUAUAAUCUACUGGUCCAACAACCAAAGGAGAGCAAGUACAUGAUCAAAUUUUCUCCCAAAAUAAGAGAGAUUAUUCGGGAGACCAAGUGUUUGUUGAAGAUGGGUUUUGAGGUCCCAGACCAGGCAUUACAAUUGGUUAAGUUGGAAACACAUUUGAAUGCCAUCCAUAACCGACUACAGGUAGGUAAUUAAAAUUUCACAGAUGGAUAAUACCAGAAUUUGUCGCAAUAACUGCAUGUUGUCUUUACAGACCAUUUUGACUCAAUAUGAAUCAGCUUGUGAAAGCAUACCUGAGAAUCUUGACAGCUUGAUGGCAUCAAAAAUGAAAAAUGUAAGUAUUUUAAGAGAAUGAUCUUUGUUGUAAAAGAAGAAAAUUUGAGUUUUGGGGGAAAAAAAUAAUUACGCAUAUUUAUGUUUACGUAUUUAGAUAUAAACGUUUGGGUUCUUGUCUUCAACAAUCUCUUAUCAAUUGCCAGGUGGAAUCUGUGCUUCAACGUGGGUCAAUGCUGCUCACCUGGUCAUCCAACCUGGACAACUUCUUUCAAGAUGCUGACACUGCUUUAUCUGAGUUUCAACAUAUUGUUAAGAAGGUAUUGUAUUGAUGAAAAGCAAAGCGUAAACUGUUAUUUCAGAUUUUACAUUAAUUACAUCACCGUAGUAAACUAACUGAAUUGAAAUAGUUUUGCAAUAUUUCUGUUUUAAAGUCAUGUCAAUGCAUUUUCUAGGUGCAGGAUAUUUGUAAAGUCCACAUAGAUGAUGUCCUCAAAGACAUCUCAGAGACAGUGCUCAUUGAACUCCCAGAGGAUCGUGCAUCUUGGGUUCAAUACCUGAUCCACUGUAACAAGGUUAGUGCUGUUCGUGCCCAACUUUUUUAUCACCAUGUUAAUUUUCAAAAUAAAACAGAGCUACCACAUUAUUAAUCUUAUUUCAUGUCAUGAGUCUUCAAUAAAAUGAUCAAUAUUUGAAUAAUGAUGAUAUGUUAUUUAACCAUUGUAUACCAAAAACAGCUCCAGAAAAUUUUGUUUUGCUUUGGAUGUUUUUUGGCCCACCAGUCCACUUAUAUUCAAUGUUUUCUUUGUAGCGUCACUGUGAGGAACAUGCAAAGACAUUGGAUGCCAAAUGUAGACGUGUUAAAGAUGCGGUGAAGGAGCUGGCUAAUCUGUUCAAUGCCAUUGGUGAAUCCAAAACUAAUGAGAAAACUGGUAAGGAGCCACACCCAGGUACUCUCAAGUCCCAAUUUGAAAUGUUACACAAGGUUCAAAAUAACAGAAAUAAAGUUUUACAGCAAAGUAAAAAAAAAUACAGGAGUGUUUUUUUUUUUUUGUUUGUUUGUUUUUUCAAUUUCUGUAACUGAACUUUUAGGACAGAGGGAAGUGAGAUUCUCAGAAGAGGACCCGGAGACUUCUGAUAACGAAGAUGAGGUAAUAACUUUAAAAAUUCUACAGAAAGACAAAGAAGUCAAAUUUGUAAAAUGACCACAAAAAUGCUUCAAAAUCUUUAUUUUAGGAGUUCAAGGGGAUUUAUGACAACUUUUCUGCAAGAGUAUUAGAUGCAUUGGUCAAAGCAACCACGUUGUCUCUUGACACUUUGAAAUGGAGAAUAUGUCACAAGUAAGUAUGUCUUUGUCAAUACGUAAGAAAUAGUCUUGUAACUAAAAAAAAAAUAAGACUUCUACUAAAUCAACUUCAAUUAACAGGGAAUCAAGUGGUCAAGUGGAUUUACUCAUCAAAUCUGAAGUUCAGCUGGUUUUACCUAACAUGGUGAGUUCAUACAAGUCAUUAACGAAUCAAUCUUGCUCUUGCUAAUUCACUUGAAGGGGAUAAGGAUAAAGUUAAAUCAUUUGCCAAACUAAACAGAAAAUGUUUAUCGUACAUAUGCUUUUUAUCAGGUUAUGGUUCCCAAUCUCAGUGAGAUCCAACAAAGUAUAGAUCAGCUCAUUGACUCGGUGCUGGAAGUAAGCAAAGGUAUUGAUUGGCAGUGGGAAUACACACAUGAUUCCAGUGGAAACAAAGGUAAGCCAUUGUCAGCAUUGAGUUUUCUUUAACUCUAAUAAAAAGACAUUUUCAUGCAGUUACAAUUAAAAUUCUGAUCAUUUUGUCUCAGCACUGCAAAGUUCGUGUAACUUACAUUGCUACACAGCCUGUAAACUAUCAACAGUAAACAAAAAAAAGUCUUGGCUUUAAAUCCAUCACGGGUAACACUAGAAGCCCUGAUAAAAGCUCUCUAUCACUUUCUGUGACUUACUCACCUUCAAACAAUAGCUGAUGAGUUCGCAGAUUGGUCCUAUGGUAUAAUUGACUUCUUUCGUGUGUAAUCCACAAGUCUAAUUGAGUGAAUUUUACGAUCUACUGCCCUGCCAUGCUGUUUUCAAUUCAGUGUGUUAGCAGUAUUGGUUAUUGAUGUAUAUGACUACAACUAUCAAAUGUGUUUUUUUCUGUUUGUCAAGGAAAGGGAAAUUUCUAUCGCCAAGUUGUUGAACACAAGGAGAUCAAAAAGAGACUGCGCACUCUGAGUGCAGACUUCUGCUCCCAGAAAGGACGAGAAGAAGAAAUUCUGAGUCAAUUCAGUCCUUUCAAAGUGAUCUUGGACCAGGACAAAAACCUCAAGGUCAAGGUAAGGCACCAAAAGUGGUCCUGUUUUGACUGCCAAUACAAUGCUUGCUGAUUAACAUCAUAAUUAUUUUGACAUUUCAAAGGAAUUCAUCGAUAGCCAACCGUCUCUGAUGCGGAUCAAAUCUGAAAUCCAGCACUACAACACCAUCGAACAAGAAAUUGAUGAUAUCAAACCUAUCAUUGUUCUUGGGUGUAUCGAAUUGUCAACAGGUGAGAAAGCUGCAGCCACCUAGCCACAUGUAAAUAAAUUAGCACCCUUCUCUAAAUACACAUUUUGUGGAGGCAUUUGGUCUCAUUCCUCUAAGAAAUCAAUAAGAUAGUUAGGGUGUUACAACUUCCAGUCAGAGGAUGGAGCCAAAGCGUCAGUUUUCACUCGACUGCAGUGUGAAGUGUCAGUAUUGUCUUUUUUUCUCUUGUGUUCUGUCCCAUCAGGAACACAACCUGGUUUAUGUCAUGACUUGUUGGGGUAACAUAAUUUGAUCCUCUUUGCUGUAACUCUUGUCUCUUGUAAACAGAGCCAUUGAAGAAGUCCUUAACAGCUGAGACCAGAGCUUUGAAGACACAGUUGUGUAAAUACCUGAAGGAAGAGUACAAGAAGAAAAUGAUAGACACGAGCAUACAUAUCAGCAAAUACUUCAAACAGCUCUCUCAUCCUGUGAAUAAUCUGGAAGAUGUACCCUGUGUCAUGGGGGACCUGUCCAAGCUUCGGGAUGCUGAAAUACAAACAGAUAUGACAUUGAAUUCCAUUGAAGUAUGAAUCACAUCAUUAAUCAUAUACAGCGUCAUAGUUAAAGAACAGCUGUAAUAGUGACUGGACUCCAUGCUCUGUAGAGAACUAAAAUGUUUCAUUUAGUUUUUUUCCUUUUUCUUUCACAGGAAGCCUUUGACAUUUUAAUCAAAUAUGGAGCAGAGCUGACCGAGAAAGAAGUAGAGGGAAUGUCAAACCUUAGACAAUUCUUCAUGGAGCUUCAAACUAAAGCUGUUUGUAUUGUGAUUAUUCCUUUUUUCUCUUUUUAUUCAUUAUGUGAUUUUCUGUAACCCUGCUUUGUUCUUGGUUUUCCCAGAGAUCAGUGCAAGAUGAACUUGUUCGUAAACAGCCCAAGUUCAAACAGAACCUUCUCGAUUGUGUUACUGUUUUCCAAUCUGAUGUUGGCAAUUUUAUGGGACAUUAUGAAUCAGUAAGUGAGGAUUAUUUUAAGUGUCACCAGGUUGUCAUUACUCAGUCUAUUUUUUUCUGCUAAGCAGUUCCUUUGCAAUUUGUUUUUAAGGAAGGCCCCAUGGUUGAGGGAAUAGCUCCUCAAGAAGCCAGCCACAGGCUCCAGGUCUUUAAGGUAACAUUCACAAGUAAAGUAAAGCUGUCUUUUCUAUCAGCUAACUACAAGAAGCAUGUAAACAUUGUAAUAUAUGACAUUAACUUACCGAUCACUUUUUUUUUUCUCAUUCUUAUAAACCAAAUACUGCUUUUUACUGAAACCUUUCUUCAUCACUGUUGUGCUGCUGCCAACCCAACCACCAAAGAAAGCUCUGUAACUUAUAUUUUGUGUAGUAGUGGAUAUGCUGUACAGUUUGAUUUAGUCUUGUUUAAAUCAGUUCAAAUGCAGCAUUUAACAACAACAAAAAAUGGCACAGUCCUCCAGGACUUAAUUGUCUUUGUAAGUAACACAGCUGCUUUCUUCUUAUUCUGUUUAGGCAAAUUUUGAAGAACUGUGGAAGAAUUUCACCCUGUAUAAAUCUGGAGAGCAGCUUCUUGGUUUGCCAGUGACGGAGUAUGACUGUCUACACCAAAAAAAGUGUGUUAUCUCACUUGAAAAGUUUACCUUUUCCCUGUAUCUUUACUCUUGGCUACUUUGUAUCUCUUUGAGACCUUUUGUAAUUUAACAUGUCACUGAUUUUUCUUAAAGAAAAGAGCUUGACCUACUACAGAAACUUUAUGGCCUGUAUGAUGCAGUGAUGGGCAAGAUUGAAGGUUACUACAGCAUCCUGUGGAAAAACGUGGAUAUUGAAAAGAUCAAUGCAGACCUUUUGGAAUUUCAAAACAGGUUAGUUAUUAGUUAUUUUUGUUAGUUAUGUUAGUUUUGUCAGUAAGUUAUUUUUGUGACUGUUUUGUUGCCAAAUUGUGAUCCAGUACAUUACUAGGGAGCAGCUUAGUUUUAGUUGUUUUGCUGAAAUGUAAACAGAUUAUUUUGAAAGGUACGUUUUUUCUAAUGUAGGUAAUUAAUCAAAGAUUAUGUUCAUAUUUUUAUUCAAAUCAUGCACUUUUUUACAUUAAUUUCUAGAUGCCGAAAGCUACCCAAAGGACUCAAGGGCUGGCAAUCCUUCUUUGACCUGAGGAAGACAAUUGAUGAUUUUAGUGAGUCGUGCCUUUUGCUUGAGAUGAUGGCAAACAAAUCUAUGAUGAGAAGACACUGGGACCGGAUUACAGACCUGACUGGGCAUCAGUUUGAGGUGGAGUCUGAGACCUUUAUGCUUCAGAACAUCAUGGAAGCCCCUCUGUUGAAGUACAAGGAAGAUGUUGAGGUUAGUUGGUAGUUUUCAUACUCUGCUUAAAUCCUGCCUAAACUUCUAUCCAUAUAACUAACAUUUUCUUUUAUCUGUAUAUUUGUACUUCAGGACAUCUGUAUAUCAGCUGUGAAGGAGAAAGACAUCGAGGCAAAGUUGUUACAAGUGAAAGCAGUGUGGUCUGGCCAGAUCUUGAGUUUGAUGACAUUCAAAGACAGGGGGGAACUUAUGCUGAAAGGUGCAGAGACAGCAGAGAUUCUCACCUUUCUGGAGGAUAGUCUGAUGGUGCUGGGGUCACUGCUAAGCAACAGGUAUGACAGAGCAAACCUCGGCUGCACAGAAAUUACUAACACCUUGACCAAAAUACAGACCAUUGUUUAAACCCAGGUAGUAAAAUGGUUGAAGUGCACAAAAUGAUUGAACAGAAUGAGUAAAUAUAAAACAAUAAAAUGAACAUCAACAGAUAUUUCAGAAAGGAAAAAAAAGACAAUGAUUAUGGUCUGUUUGUAAAAUGCACCCUCCUAGACUCCAUGCCUGCAAAAUGUAUGUCUUUGGGAACUUAAAUCCAUGUGUGUCAAACAGAUACUGUGCCUACUACAAAGCAGAGAUCCAGGACUGGGUGUCCAAACUUUCAACAUCUUUUGAUGUGAUUGAACAGUGGAUUAUUGUGCAGAACCUUUGGAUCUAUUUGGAGGCUGUGUUUGUUGGGGGUGAUAUUGCCAAGGACCUUCCACAGGUACGGCCUAUGCAUCGUAUUUUACUGCCAACCAAAAUUCAAUGUUGACAUCUGUUUUAUUAAAAUACUGACAUACUUUUUCCUCUGUAGGAAGCAAAACGUUUUCAGAACAUUGACAAGUCCUGGGUUACAAUCAUGCAGCGAGCACAAAAAGUCCCAAAUGUGGUGGAGUGUUGUGUGGGUGAUCAAACCCUAGGACAGCUGCUGCCAGAUCUUCAGAAACAGCUGGAGUUUUGUCAAAAGUCUCUUGCAGGGUAAAGUGUUUUCUGUUUUCUCACUUUGUUUCUUUUUAACAUAUUUCUUCUUUCAGCAACAUCCGUUUUCUUAAAACACUUUUCUGGUAGUUCUGUCAUAUAAUGUGAAAUUAUUCCUGUUGUAAAGGCAAUCUAUUUUCCAUACUAAGUUCUGCAGUUGUUUUUAUAAACACCAUUGUAUGAAAGAUUCAAGCGACAUAGACGUGCAGUUAUACUAAGGCAGCCUUACUGAAAGAUAACAGCAGAGCUGGUUCAUCAUAUCACUCAUAAUGACUCUUUGCAGUUCGUGUUAUUUUUACCAUUUCACUGUCAUCUCUAUACUCAUUCAUGUGUUUUUGUUUUUUAUUGUUUUCUUUUAUUCCCUGGUAAGUUCAACAGCAAGUUACUGCCCGGAAUGAUGGCAACAUUUGGUGGAAUGAUGUUUACACAGAUGUCAUGUUAUUACAUUCAACAGGUACCUUGAGAAAAAGAGGCUCUUGUUCCCGCGGUUCUUUUUUGUGUCUGAUCCAGCCCUUUUGGAAAUCCUUGGACAAGCCAGUGAUUCUCACACAAUCCAGGUACAUUGCAUGGAAACCACAGAGGGGUUAACUGUAACAAAAAUUUUAUUUAACUAUUACAAACUUUUGUCAAAUUUAUUCUGUUUUCCUGUAAGUGCUAUAAAUACUGCAGACUGAGGCAACGUCAUUUUUGAAAUGUGGAAAAAUUAGCAAAAGGGAAGUAGAAUGUGACCUGGAUUACAUGUAAUUAUUAGUAUUAUACCCAAGAAAGCUAACUUAAGGUAUGAUCUACUUUUCAGUCACAUCUACUUGGAGUGUUCGAUAAUGUCAAUGAGGCUGAGUUUCAUGCAACAGAAUAUGACAAAAUUUUGUCUGUAAUCUCACAAGAAGGAGAGAUCUUGCCGGUAUGUAAUUUCAGUUAUAUUUUCAGAUUUUUACUGCUGUGUCAUUCUGCAUGUGCCAUUAAGAAACUGAGGAUUUGCAUCCAGUACAUGCCAAUGUAUUAUAUUGCAUGAGCCUGUUGUGUUUUGUGCGAAAUUUACUGUAUAACUGAACACACUUGCUGCUUUCAUGUAUUGAUGACAAAUAUAACACAGUAAUUGUGUGUUUUUGUUUUCAGCUGGAUACUCCAGUAAUGGCACAGGGACCAGUGGAGCUUUGGCUCGGGGAGCUGUUGAUACAGCAACAGGCAUCAUUACACUCUGUUAUCAAAGCUUCAGAUCUAGAGAUCAAUGAUGAAGACUUUGAUCUUCUCCCUUUCCUAGACGAGUUUCAAGCACAGGUAAGAGGACAAUAGAGAAGUAUUGAUAAAUAUUUCAAAGUACUUGAUAGUUGUCAUGCUAAGUAGCCCCCAAAUAACUAUUCUUAUACAUAAGGUUGCUUGAGCACCAUUAAGCAAGAGUAACAAGUCAGACUCCUAUAGAAUGACUAUCCACCGUUAGUCAAUUUUUUAAUACUUUUUUUAUGGCCACAUCCAUCAAAAAACAUGGAAGGUUGAUCAUGACUUUAUUAGGGGAAUCCAGGUUCUCUUCCUGCCUCCCUUCAUAACUGGGACAGCCCAACAAAUUGCUGACUAACCUUUUUUUUUUGGUACAUAUCAUCAUAUAGAUAUAUUACAGCUUUGCACUUGCUUUUUCAGGUGGGAUUGUUAGGAAUCCAGAUGCUUUGGACAAGAGAUGCAGAGGAGGCACUGCGCAAUGCUGAAUAUGACAGGGAAAUCAUGCCUGCAACCAAAAACUAUUUCCUCGACCUACUUCGCACACUCAUUAAACAAACCACCUAUGACCUGAGCAAAUUUGACCGAGUCAAAUAUGAGACACUUGUCACAAUCCACGUGCACCAAAGUGAUAUAUUUAAUGACCUGGUAGGUCUCUUUAAAACAUCUAUUUUCUUUCAUAGCUCCUGAUACAUUUCAUAGUGAUGAGUUUUAAUUUCCUUGGCACUUUUGUAUAAAUAAUGUUUGCUGCAGAUGAAAAAACGAAUAAGAUCUGUGGGUGACUUUGAAUGGCUGAAGCAAAGCAGGUUCUACUUCAACGAUGACCUGGAUAAGAUAAUUGUGUGUAUCACAAAUGUAGACUUCAUUUAUCAAAAUGAAUUCCUCGGCUGUACUGAUCGUCUAGUCAUCACCCCUCUAACUGACAGGUUAGUCUAGAGUUGCACAAAUUAAUAUUCAGUUAAUAACAAACUUUUAAAUAAUCUUUGGUUCCUAAGUUGCCUCUAAGAACCACUGUUUUAUCCGCAGGUGUUAUAUUACACUGGCCCAGGCUCUGGGCAUGAGCAUGGGUGGAGCCCCUGCAGGGCCAGCAGGUACAGGGAAGACUGAAACCACUAAAGACAUGGGUCGCUGCCUUGGCAAGUAUGUGGUGGUAUUUAACUGCUCGGACCAGAUGGACUUCAGAGGACUUGGAAGAAUAUACAAAGGUAACCAAGCAAUGCAAUGACUCAUCCAGGAGUUUGUUGUGGAGUUUGAAUUCAUGUUUAAUCUAUUCUUUCAUCAGGCCUUGCACAGUCAGGGUCUUGGGGAUGCUUCGAUGAGUUUAACAGAAUCGACUUGCCCGUGCUUUCUGUUGCUGCUCAGCAGAUCUACAUUGUUCUGAUGGCACGCAAGAAAUACAAAAGCACUUUCAUCUUUACCGAUGGAGACUGUGUGGAUCUGAAUCCGGAGUUUGGCCUCUUUAUCACUAUGGUAGGAUACACAAAUAUGAAGGAAUCUUUCAAGAAAUACCUUACAACACAAAUGAAAGAUUAAAUAUACUGGGGCUAACCUGUUAUAACAUCAUGUCUAGAACCCUGGUUAUGCAGGUCGCCAAGAACUCCCAGAAAACUUAAAAGUGCAAUUCAGGACAGUGUCAAUGAUGGUGCCAGACAGGCAGGUUGGUAAAGGCUACCUAACCUUUAAAGCAGUAUUUUUUCUUACAGCUCCAAUCCUUCCAAACAACAUGUCUUCACUGUUUUUUUUUUUUUUUGCAGAUCAUCAUGAGAGUGAAACUUGCCAGCUGUGGAUUCAACAACAAUGUUAUCUUAGCCCAGAAAUUCUUUGUUCUUUAUAAACUGUGUGAAGAACAGCUGACAAAACAGGUGAGAAUCACAUGGCCAGCUUCUCAACAAUGAUUUGAAUGAUUAAAAACCCUCUCACAUGGAGUCUGUUUCUUUUAGGUCCACUAUGACUUUGGCCUUCGAAACAUCCUCUCUGUAUUAAGAACACUGGGGGCCUGUAAGAGGGCACGGCCUGAUGACACUGAGUCCAGCAUUGUCAUGAGAGUCCUGCGUGACAUGAAUCUUUCUAAACUGGUAUGACAAAAAAACACUGCUAUUUAUCUGAGAUAAUGAAAUAAAAAGUAUACAGCAUAUACUGUGUAUUUCAGUCUUAAUGUUUUUUUCAGGUUGAUGAGGAUGAACCCCUCUUCAGUCAUUUAAUUGAGGACUUAUUCCCUGGUAUCCAGCUGGAUGGGAGCACAUAUGUCGAACUUCAAGCUGCUGUUAGUCAUCAAGUUGAGCUUGCUGGUAUUGUCAAUCAUCCACCAUGGAACCUUAAGCUGGUUCAGGUAGUCCAGAGCUCUUUCAUGCUGUUCAUUGUCUCAUACAGUCUUUGUUUGGAGAGUGUGUUUCAGAUUUGUUGAUGUUUCUGUCACUAUCAGCUUUAUGAGGCUUCCCGAGUUCGCCAUGGCCUUAUGACUUUGGGCCCGAGUGGAGCUGGCAAGACAACAGUCAUAAACAUUCUGAUGCGGGCCAUGACCGAAUGUGGGAGCCCGCACAGAGAGAUGCGAAUGAACCCCAAAGCAAUCACUGCACCACAGAUGUUUGGUCGUCUUGACGCAGCCACCAAUGAUUGGACUGAUGGGAUCUUUUCCACUCUUUGGAGGCGAACACUAAAAGCCAAGAAAGGUUUGUACCAAGCUUGAUGUACACUUACACAGAUUAAGUAUUUAAACAAAUUUCUAUCCUUGAAGCUUCCCGAACAUAGUAUACCUGUAUUGAUAAUUUUUAAGAACAAAAUGUGGGUUGUUGUGGUUGGUUACUUGAUGCUAAUUUCUCCAAAAAAUCUUGCAUUUCUGUAUGAUUAGUUGAUUCUAGAAUUGCAGACUGUAUAGAUGCAAGCUUGAAGGUAAUAGACAAACUCUUCAUUCUAGGGGAGUUCAUAUGGAUUGUGCUGGAUGGCCCGGUAGAUGCCAUAUGGAUUGAGAAUCUCAACUCUGUGCUUGAUGAUAACAAAACACUGACCCUGGCUAAUGGUGACCGGAUAACAAUGUCCCCAUCCUGCAAGCUGGUGUUUGAGGUGCACAACAUGGAUAAUGCUUCCCCUGCUACUGUGUCAAGGGUGGGUAUGGUCUUCAUGAGCUCCUCAGCUCUCAGCUGGAAACCUAUUCUGAAGGUAUGGCUAUUUUCAAAAAUCAACAGGGAAAGUAGAGAGCAAAUGUUUCGCUUACUGUGAAGUGUUUAUGAUGAUCAUCUGCUUCGUGUUAUAGGGAUGGACUAACAAGCACAAUGCUAAAGAGGCAGAAAGCAUGAUCAGUUUGUAUGACAGGAUAUUUGAGGAUGCUUACUUGUAUGUGAAGCAGAACCUCAAACCCAAAAUGGAACUUCUGGAGUGCAACUAUAUGAUGCAGGUAUGUAGUGUCAAAACUGCUGAAAUCAAAAAAGGAUAAGAUUAUGGCUCUGACCUUUUAUUAAAACCACCCUCCAGUCUGUAAAUUUGCUAGAGGGCCUCAUCGCAGUCAAGACCAAAGGAGCUUUUGCAGGUAGCAAGCACCUUGAGCGCCUCUUCGUCUUCUGCCUGAUGUGGAGCUUGGGAGCUCUGUUGGAGUUGGCGGAUAGGGACAAACUGGAGGCUUACAUCAGAGCUCAUAACAGCAGCAUUGAUGUGCCUAAAACACAGUCAGGAGAGACUAUGUUUGAAUACAUGGUCAGCCAAACUGGUAAAGUCAUUUUGUGCUCUUUUCAUAUCUGUUUUCAAAACAAUUUUUCAGGCCUGGUAUGUCUCAAGUACAUCCCUUAUACUAUGAUUUCUGUUUUAGGCGAAUGGUGUCAUUGGAACAACCAUGUGGGAGAGUAUGUCUAUCCAACAGACCAUGUGCCAGACUACGCCUCCAUCCUUGUGCCAAAUGUGGAUAACACAAGAACCUCUUUCCUCCUGGAGACUAUUGCCAAACAGCGCAAGGUGAUCUUGACAUAUCUUUUAGAACUUCUACAGUAUUUGUCAUAGCAAAGCAUCUUCAUUUUGACUCAAAGUUGUUCUGUGAAUGAUGACCGUUAUAUUUUUUAUAGGCUGUACUACUUAUUGGUGAGCAAGGGACAGCCAAGACGGUAAUGAUCAAAGGCUACACCAAGAAAUAUGACCCUGAGACUGACCUGUUCAAAUCCUUAAACUUCUCCUCUGCAACAGAGCCCAUGAUGUUUCAGGUACAGCAGUACAUUUGUAACGAUGAGUUUGCAUGGAAUUAAUUAAGGAUUUUGUUUGGAAAGUCUGUGAUUUCUGUGUACAGAGAACAGUGGAAAGCUACAUUGAGAAAAGAGUUGGCAGCACCUAUGGACCACCAGGGGGGCGCAGGAUGACGGUCUUUAUAGAUGACAUCAACAUGCCCGUUGUCAAUGAAUGGGGGGAUCAGGUGCUUAUACUCAAGUUUUUUUGUGUAUCUGUUAAUGUGAAGUCAAAAUAACAUGUUAAAAAAUGACUGGUAAAUCGCUCUCAGAUGGUACACACCCCUUAUCUUACAACAGCUCACAGCAACUUAAGUAACAUGCUACAUAUACAGUUAGUUUUUGAUUUUUUUGUACAUUAUAUCCACAAUUAAAGCACAAUCUGUUCUCUGACUUAAAUUAACCCUCUGUACCUGUUGCGACGAGGGUCAACACACACACACACAAUGCUGGGAGACUUCCACACAUAGUGCAAGCUCAUUCAGAACUCUGUUUUUUCAAUCUUGAGUAGUUCAACACUUGACAUGGUGGAUAACAGAUUACGUUACAGGUGAAACAUGCAAAUACCCAACAAGAAAUUGGGUAAUUCAUACAAAAUUUUCCUGUAUUGUCAUGCCUCCCAAAUUUUAAUAUAUGUAGUCAGUUGUAAUUAUUGCAUUACAAACCUGUGACUAAAUUGAUUCAUCUUUUUAAUCUGCUGACAUAAAUUUGUACUGUAUAUGUACUCAUACAGACUUCUUAUGCAGUUCAGUUUUUCUAACUACUGUAUGUGACUUUCCAAUCAGAUCACCAAUGAGAUAGUACGGCAGAUGAUGGAAAUGAAAGGAAUGUACAAUCUGGACAAACCUGGAGACUUCACCACCAUAGUGGAUGUACAGAUCCUGGCUGCCAUGAUUCACCCAGGUGGUGGGAGGAAUGACAUCCCACAAAGGCUAAAGAGGCAGUUUACGGUCUUCAACUGCACUCUGCCAUCCAACACCUCCAUUGAUAAGAUCUUUGGUAGCUGUCUCGAAAGUGAAUCAUUUAUCUGCUCACUUUAGAUUGCAUGAAAACACAACAAUCCCUGUUUGUCUUUUUCUGCAGGUGUGAUUGGCUGUGGAUAUUUCCACUCAUGCAGGAAUUUCCAGUCUGAAGUAUCAGAUAUGGUUAAGUGUCUUGUGUCUGCUGGGAGAGUUUUAUGGCAGUGGACAAAGGUUAUUAUUAGAAAUGAUGUGCAAUAUGUUUUAGGCACUGAUUUUGGUUGAUUAAAACUUGAACUGAUACAUAAUUAUUCCCAUGAAAGGCAAAAAUGCUCCCUACACCAUCCAAGUUCCACUACGUCUUCAAUUUGAGAGAUUUGUCCAGGAUUUGGCAAGGAAUGUUAAACAUCAAGGCCGAGGAGUGUAAUGACCUCCCAACUCUUUUGGCUCUCUUCAAGACUGAAUGCGCAAGGGUGAUUGCUGACAGGUACUGUGCUUAGUGAUGCUCAUUUCUGUUUCAGCCACAUUUGAAUUGACAACUAAAGCAAGCAGUUUUUUUUUCCUCCUGAAGAUUUAUUUGCUCUGAGGACAGAGAGUGGUUUGAGACGGCCAUGACUCGCCUGGUUAAAGAGCACGUUGACUCCAGCCUUGUCCAGAAACUUCAUCCAGAGCCGUACUUUGUGGACUUUAUGCGGGACGCUCCCGAGCCAACUGGAGAAGAAGAUGAUGAUGCUUGUUUUGACGCCCCUAAAGUUUAUGAAAUGGCAAGAACUUUUAAUUGGACCAUUAGCAGAUAUUUAUACUAAAGCUUCAGAAAACUAACCAUGUAUUUUAACAAACUCUACCCUAGGUGCCAAGUUUUGAGGUCUUGUCAGAAAAGCUGAUGAUGUAUCAGGCUCAGCACAAUGAAGUUGUUAGAGGCUCCAGUCUGGACCUGGUUUUCUUCAAGGAUGCUAUGACUCAUCUUGUCAAGGUCAGUUGGAAAGCCAGUCUAAGUCAAAGUUAAAGUAAGCUAUAGAUAAUUCUCAUUUAUUUAUUUUUUCUUAUAGAUUUCCAGAAUCAUUCGAACUGAUAACGGAAAUGCACUCCUCGUGGGAGUGGGAGGAUCAGGAAAACAGAGCUUGACUCGCUUGGCUUCAUACAUAGCUGGAUACAGCAUUUUCCAGAUUACACUGACAAGGUAAAAGUUGGGUCAUGAGAUGGUAUACAAGCAAAACUCAAACACACUUACACUUUCCAAUAUUACAUUGAUUGCAAGGGAAAAUAUAAAACUUGAAUUAUUUAUGUUGAUUACUGGUAAAUAUUUGACCUUUGUCAAAACAAAUAUAACAUGCUAUACCCGUAUCAGCUUAUUUCUUUUCACCUCAGUUGUUGAGAAAAUAAAAUACUAACCUUGACUGUAGGAGUUUGUCACCAUUGUUAUUUUUGAUUAUUUAAAAAAAAAUACUUGGGAUCUGGGAGUUACAAUUAUAAACAUAUAGUUAUAAAAAAUAUAUGUAUUAUAGUCUAUGAAAAAGAUGAGCCUGUUGAUUUUACUUGAUAGCUACAAUUGAAAGGGUCAUGAUGUACGGCCAAAGUUCCCAAAUAGUUGCAAACUUGAAGCUCAUAUAUGUGAUACUUUGCAUUGUUUUUACUGACCAAAAAUGUACACUAUGUAUUUUUGAUGGGAAACACAUAAUUGGGGAAAAAGUAGAAAAAAUAAAAACCAAUCAUGCCUUGCUUUUUUUUUUAAAGAGCUGCAUCUGUACCCCAUGUAUUUAUACCCUGUUUAAGCAUUCUAUUAAAUGCCUACAGUUUACUCUUAGCAUUCAAGAAAUAUCUAUGAGGUAUUCUAAAAAGAUUUAAAUGCCACACUUUUGCUUUGUUACUUCUUUAGAACAUACAACAUCAGUAAUUUCAUGGAUGACCUGAAAGUGUUGUAUAAGACAGCUGGAGCUGAGGGAAAAGGCAUCACCUUCAUUUUUACAGACAAUGAAAUAAAAGAUGAGGCCUUCCUGGAGUAUCUCAACAAUGUCCUUUCCUCUGGAGAGGUGAGAAUGUCACUUGACUUCUAUGAACAGAAGUUCCACUUCAUUACUAUCAAAUCCAGCUGAGUCUUUAUUGAGAAAAUGUGGUCUAAUUGACCUAACUGACUUGUGUGCAGGUCUCAAACCUUUUUGCCAAAGAUGAGAUAGAGGAAAUCACCCAAAACCUGAUCCCUGUGAUGAAAAAGGAGUUUCCUCGUAUUCCACCAACUUUUGACAAUCUCUAUGACUACUUCAUAUCCAGAUCCAGAAAGAAUUUGCAUGUAGUCCUUUGCUUUUCACCGGUAGGUUCAAAGUUUGUGUUGUUAUAUUACCCAAAAACAAAGACUCAAAGGUACUUCAGACUUUGUAUUCUCGCCCAAUCACCAUGCACCCCUAAAAUGUAGCAGUCAGUAUUUUCUCUGACAUAUCCACUUUCUCUUUACAGGUGGGGCAAAAGUUCCGCUCCAGAUCUUUGAAGUUUCCAGGGUUAAUUUCUGGCUGCACAAUGGACUGGUUCACCCCUUGGCCCAAUGAUGCCCUGGUGGCUGUAUCCAACUACUACUUGUUAGAUUUUCCUAUGGUUUGCUCUGCUGAAGUUAAAGCUUCUUUGGUGACCACCAUGGGUGUAUAUCAUGACAAAGUAUCUGAUGCCUGUGAAAGCUACUUUGAGAGGUAUACCAUGAUACCAUUUAGGCUGUUUAAAGUUCUAUUCCGAUAAGCCCAUUGGUUUUGUCGGUGGACUUAUGUUGUUUUUAUUUCAGGUUCAGAAGAAGGACUCAUGUCACCCCCAAAUCCUACCUCUCUUUUAUUAAUGGUUACAAAACGUUGUACACUGAAAAGCACGACUUUAUUAACACACUGGCAGAGCGCAUGAACACAGGUAAGGACAAUAAAUGCAGGAGCUAAGAUAUACUAUCAGAAGGACAUAGGGGGACAGCAAAUUAUAGAUUUCCCAGCAAAAUUGAUGUAACCUAUCUAUUUCCAGGAUUGGCCAAACUUAAGGAAGCUAGUGAGUCUGUGGCUCAGCUAUCCAAAGAUCUUGAGGUCAAAGAAAAGGAACUGGCUGUGGCAUCUGCCAAAGCUGACAAGGUAGAAACACAGGCUUCAGCCUCCUGUACAUGCAUAGAUAGUUGAUGGACGGACUUCAGCAGAAAUGUUCUCAAAUUAGAAUUACAAAGUGACAUGACACAUCUUGGUCAUAAUGAGAAAAAAAAAACUUCUGAACACUAGUCCAACGCCACAGGAAUAACUCUUAGGUUGAAGUCUGUUUGUGUGAUUAACUGCAUUUAUUUUCAUAAUGGUGCUGAAAGGUGGUGGCAGAGGUGACCGUUAGCGCUGAAGCUGCAACAGUCGUCAAGAAUGAAGUCCAGGUUGUGAAGGAUAAAGCUCAGAAAAUUGUGGAUGGCAUUGAGAAAGAGAAAGCUAUUGCUGAGGAAAAACUGGAGGCUGCCAGGCCAGCGUUAGAGGAGGCUGAAGCUGCACUUAAUGUGAGAUUUGUGUUACUUCUUUGAACAUCAUUUUAAUGGUAUAUUUACACCAUGCAAAGUGCACUCACUGAUAUGCUGCUAUAAAAGUUAAAGAUGGAGAAAAUAAAUGAUUGCUUCUUCAAAAUAUCUUGCAGACUAUCAAGCCUGCUGAUAUUGCCACUGUGAGAAAACUGGCCAACCCUCCACAUCUGAUCAUGAGGAUUAUGGACUGCUGUGUGCUGUUAUUCCAAAAGAAGUUGGAUACCGUCACAAUUGAUCAGGAACGACUUUGUGUGAAGCCAUCCUGGGGAGAGGCUCAGAAGGUAAAAACAAAAAUUUCCCCCCAGUUACUCAGCCUUCCCAUGUAAUACCUUCAUUCUAAUACCUUAACAGUUAUUUACCUUCUGAAGUAACUCUUGACUCCCUUUUUUUCUCUUUAGCUUAUUAGCUCUACUGGUUUCUUGACCUCCCUCCAGCAGUUCAAUAAAGAAAAAAUUAAUGAAGAAGAAGUUGAACUGCUACAGCCUUACUUUGACCAGCAGGAUUACACAAUGGGCAGUGCUAGGAAAGUGUGUGGUAAUGUAGCUGGUCUGCUAGCAUGGACGAGGGCCAUGGCUACAUUCUAUGGCAUAAACAAAGAAGUACUACCACUCAAGGUAGAGUAAGUCUUUGGCCUUGGUGAUUUUUGGUUUAAAUGUUGGGCUUUGAGCCUUUGAAACUUAGCUUUCUGUUCACAGUCCUCUCCUAAAUUAUUUAAUAAGAAUGACUGCAAUAUAGGCAAUACUUUAUGAAAAUGAUAAAAGCACCACUUGAACUAUGCUUCUCAAUUUGCCUUUUGUGGUUUUGUGAGCUUCAUUAUCACUUGUAUAUCCUCAGGCCAACCUCUGCGUCCAAGAAGGUCGGUUAAGACGGGCAAAUAAUGAGCUGAGCCAGGCUGAGACCCUGCUGGCUGAAAAACAAGCAGAAUUUGACCAAGUGAAGGCCAAAUGUGAUGCUGCUAUGAAGGAGAAACAGGUGUGUUCACCCCUUCAAACAUUUUUAACAAUUUAACGAUCUCCAUCUUAAAAACGUUAUUUUGUAUCACUUAAAAAAAAUGUUUUUUCAGGACUUGCUUGAUGAUGCUGAAAUGUGUAAGAAUAAAAUGCAGGCCGCAUCUGCACUUCUCAAUGGACUUAGUGGAGAGAAAGUUCGCUGGACAGAGCAAAUGAAAGAAUUCAAGUCACAGAUCAAAAGGUGGGUUGCAUGGAAAUUCUCCAAGGAACCAACAUCCCAACAGAAUGUUUAUCAUAACUGGGACUAGAACUGGUUGUGUGAGUGGAUGUUUACCUUUUUAAUCAUGAAAGUGUUUUCAGUGAAGUUUUGCUUGUCAUGGCAGACUUGUUGGUGAUGUGCUCCAGCUUACUGGCUUCCUGUCUUACUGUGGGCCAUUCAACCAGAGCUUCAGGGACAUGCUAUUGAAAGAAGUCUGGGAGGCGGAGCUGAUUAGACAUGAAAUCCCUUUUACGAGAAACCUCAACCUCAUUUCGUCCCUUGUAGAUCCUCCAACUGUAAGAGCAACACAAAUUUAGGUACUCACUACAUGAGAGGUUAUUUCUGCAAUACUCAAAUACAUGCUCCUGUUUAUAUUCAAGAUAAGUGAGUGGAACCUUCAAGGACUCCCAGGAGAUGACCUCUCUGUGCAGAAUGGCAUCAUUGUCACAAAAGCAACAAGAUAUCCCCUCCUCAUUGAUCCCCAGACUCAGGGGAAGGCUUGGAUCAAGGAAAAAGAAAAGUCCAACUCAUUUCAAGUACACUAAGAAAUACAGGCAGAGGUCUUUGCUCAUUUUAGAUUUUAUUAUCAUAAAAAUAAUAUCUUUCUUCUCUCUUUAAGGUGACAUCACUCAACCACAAGUUCUUUCGCUCUCACUUGGAAGACUGUCUUUCUUUGGGACACCCACUGCUCAUUGAAGAUGUGUGUGAAGAGUUGGACCCUGCUCUUGACAAUGUUCUUGAGAAAAACUUUAUUAAAUCUGGGACCAGUUUAAAGGUAGCCUGCAGUGAUACCCACUCAGUCCAACGAAACACCUGAAACAAAUAAAUAUGCUCUUUUACGUUCAUGAAUUUCUCUUUUAUAGGUUAAAGUUGGAGACAAGGAGGUUGAUGUGAUGGAUGGCUUCCAGCUCUAUAUAACCACCAAACUUCCUAAUCCAGCAUACACCCCAGAAGUCAGUGCCAAGACAUCAAUUAUUGAUUUCACUGUAAACAUGAAGGGCCUGGAGAACCAGCUACUUGGUCGUGUCAUCCUUGGAGAGAAACAUGUAAGUUUCUGUGCGCAAUUUUUUUUUUCCUACGAUAUUUUAGCAACAUUAUAUAUUAUCACUUCAGACUAAGAUCGAAACAAGAAACACUUCAAGCUCAAGACCUAGAAAUAGACUGUAAAAGAUCACUGGGCAGCCUUUAAACUCCAAAAGCAGGGUUUAUUUCUGUAAAGUAACUGUGUUCAAGUAUUAAGCCCUGAAAAUGGAAUACGCCCUCAACUGCAUGUGAAUUUGUGUUGCAUAAGUUCUGGGAGCUAUUUGAAUUUUUACGCAGGAACUGGAGGCAGAAAGAUUGAAGCUAAUUGAGGAUGUCACUGCAAAUAAGAGAAAGAUGCAGGAGUUGGAAGACAACUUGCUGUAUAAACUUAGCAGCACAAAAGGUACAACAGAUCACUGUGUGGAUUGGUUCCAGGUUCCUUGCCAUUGUAAACUUGUGAGAGUUAAAAGUGUGUUUAUGUGUUCAAAGGUUCCUUGGUUGAUGAUGACUCCAUGAUUGGCAUUCUAAGUACAACCAAGCAAACUGCCGCUGAAGUGAGCGAAAAGCUCCAAGUUGCAGCAGAAGCAGAGUUGAAGAUCAAUGCAGCUCAAGCAGAAUAUCGUCCCGUUGCAUCCCGAGGGAGCAUCCUUUACUUCCUGAUUACAGAAAUGAGCAUGGUCAAUGUCAUGUACCAGACGUCUCUGGGUCAGUUCCUCAAAAUCUUUGACCUGUCAUUGGAAAGGUAAGCUACCACACAAAGAACCAUGCUGUAUGUGCUGUUAUGCAUUUAUGUAAAAACUAAACAGUUGUCUUUGUAACUGUAAUCUCACUGAAUGUGGUAGCAUUGUUCAUCUUAACUUUUUAGUUUUUCACAUCAUGGGCAUGCUUUUACAGGUCUGAGAAGUCCUCCAAAACUCAGAAGCGAAUUGCAAACAUCAUUCAAUAUCUGACCUAUGAAGUGUUCAGGUACACUGCGAGAGGUUUAUAUGAAAACCACAAGUUCAUCUUCACACUCUUGCUGGCCCUCAAGAUUGACUUACAGAAUGAAAAGAUAAAGCAUGACAAAUUUCAGAUUCUCAUUAAAGGUAAGAUAACCAAUGGGAAAAGAAAAUGUUUGCAUACUUUUUAAUUUGCUGCAGCAUCAUUUUAACAUGAUAACUUCUUUGAAUAAAACAACAGGCGGCGCUGCUCUGGACUUGAAGACCUGUCCUCCAAAGCCAUUUGGGUGGAUUCAAGAUAUGGUCUGGUUAAACUUGGCGGAACUCAGCAAGUUACCAGAGUUCAUAAACAUCAUAGACCAGGUGAGCUGUAGUCCCAGGUUUGAUUCAAUUCAUUUCAAAAAGUCUGUGGGAAAAGUUGUCGCCAAUCACACAUUUUGCAGGUUUCUCACAAUGGAAAAGCCUGGAAAGCAUGGCUCAACCUUGAUGCUCCAGAGGAAGGUGUCAUCCCUGAUGGAUACAACUCCUCUGAUGUCUUUGAGAAGCUCUUGCUCAUAAGGUUAGACAUGCUGCUGGUCACAAUGCUUACCUGUCUAUAUAAACAACAUGAUACUAAAUAUAGCAUUUCUCCACAGGUCUUGGUGUCCUGACCGCACUUUGUCACAGGCCAGAAAAUACGUAGCAAAAUCAAUGGGAAUGAGAUUUGCUGAGCCGGUCAUCUUGAACCUCCACACCACAUGGCAGGAAAGUGACCCUCCCACCCCUCUUAUUUGCUUCCUCUCUAUGGGCUCAGAUCCUACUGAGCAAAUCGAAGCACUUGCUAAGAAACUUAACCUCGGUGAGCUUUGCUGGCCUGCUUGCGAUCUUUUAUCAUUAGCUUCCCCUAACUGUGAUGAAUCAGACAUACACAGGUUUUUAUGAACUUACCAUAUGGUCAUGUCUUAUAGAAUGUAGAGCUAUUUCCAUGGGACAAGGGCAAGAGGUCCAUGCAAGGAAACUCAUCCAGACAUCCAUGGAACAGGUGUGUAUGGGGGGAAAAACUGGUAGUAGGAAUAAUAGCUGUGAUGAUAGUAGACUUUGUGACCUUAUACCUUCUGCAUCCUGAUGUGUUCAGGGUGGCUGGGUCCUCCUGCAAAAUUGUCACCUGGGUCUGGAGUUUAUGGAUGAGUUGCUGGAAACUAUCUCAACUACAGAGUCAAUGCAUGAUACUUUUAGAGUGUGGAUCACUACAGAGCCCCACAAUCGAUUCUCCAUCACUCUCCUGCAGGUGAUUUUGUGUAACAUUUUAUUAACCUAUCAAGUGCAUACCACAAUUUUCUGAUCCAAGGUCUUGAAUUUAUCUUGAACACUCAUAUGCAGUAAAUGUUUAACUUAUACCUUACAUUUCUCAACUCUUUACCUGUAGUCCUCUAUUAAGUUUACCAACGAUCCACCUCAGGGGAUACGGGCCGGCCUGAAACGAACAUUUGCAGGAAUAUCACAGAACCAAUUGGAAGUCAGCAACCUUCCCGCGUGGAAGCCUCUGCUGUACACUGUGGCCUUCCUCCACUCUGCUGUGCAGGUACUGUCUGCUCUGAAGUUACUGAUGAGAUAAAGCAGUCAGGAGAGGCGAACACACCGAAUUGUAAUUCUGCAGUAAGAGAUGUUGGGUGAAAGAUGAAUAUUUUAAUUCCCAUUAAAAGUGAUUCAACAUUGCACUCAUUCACAUGAAAGAGAAUUAAGAAAAACAUAGAUAGUAGGCCUUCUGGAGGGCUGUGUAAUGUAUAUUAAAGGAAAGUGAGUACAAUUUAGUCUAGCUUGUGGAGGGUAUUAUUUUAUAGAUGAUCAUUUGUUUUGUUUUGAUUUGUUUUGUUUUUUCAAUUCAGGAACGACGUAAAUUUGGGCCAUUGGGUUGGAACAUCCCAUAUGAAUUUAACUCCGCUGACUUCAGUGCAAGUAUUGAAUUUGUUGAAAGACACCUAGACGACUGUGGCCCAAAGAAGGUGAUUUCUGGCCAAAGUAGUCCAAUGUUUCACCCAUGACAUUGUCGAACAUUUUCCUUACCUUACUGUUUGUUUGUUUGUUUUUUUACUUUAACUGCUAGGAUGUGUCAUGGGUAACUGUGCGAUACAUGCUGGCUGAGGUGCAAUAUGGAGGAAGGGUUACAGAUGACUAUGACAAACGGCUGCUGCAGUGUUUUGCACGGGUAAUAAUCUAAUUUUUGUGCCCGCUCUUGUCAGUUGUACUUAAUUUGUCACAGUACUUAAAGUAGCUGUUCUUCUAAUUACAGGUAUGGUUCAACAAAAAGAUGUUUGACCCAUCGUUUGUCUUCUACACUGGUUACAAAAUUCCUGUGUGCAAGACAGUAGAGAAGUACAUGGAAAACAUCCGGAGCCUGCCAACUGUUGAUUCCCCUCAAGCUUUGGGGCUACAUCCUAAUGCUGAUAUCACGUGAGGAAAUGUUUUUCCAAAAUCAUCAGUCGAUAAGUCACUGUGCCUGUAAUGUAUGUGCCUACUCAGUUUUAUAUUGUUGCUAUUACAGUGAUUAUGUUGUUUCUAAUUUUGAAUAGGUAUCAGACAAACACAUCUGCUGAAGUGCUGGAGACAAUCACAAAUAUCCAGCCAAAGGAAAGUGGAGGCGGAUCCGGAGUGACCCGAGAGUCAAUUGUUUACGACAUGGCGCAAGACAUGUUGGAAAAGCUGCCGCCUAAUUAUGUGCCACAUGAGGUCAGUUUGAUUAGUAAUAAGGGUUUAGGAAGCCCUUUUAUGAAUGACGAAAAUCUGAUCUCUUCAAUUUUUAUGGAUGUAGGUCAAAGCCAGACUGGUGGCGAUGGAUGCACUUAAACCGUUGAACAUCUUCCUUCGUCAGGAGGUGGAUAGAAUGCAAAGAAUCAUCAGUGUUGUGCGCACUAGCUUGACUGACCUGAAGCUUGCAAUUGAUGGUACAAUCAUCAUGAGUGAGGUCAGAUUAUUUCUAAACCUUUCUAAGAUACAUUUGCUUUGUACAGUAUCAAUAAAAGUCCUCCAAAGACUAUGACUAUGGAAUAUUCCAGCAAAAUAGAUUUCUCUGAAGGGUUUGACAUGCCAUCAAACUAUGACAUUGCGUUUCACUCUACAUAGAACCUCCGUGAUGCCCUUGACAACAUGUUUGAUGCCCGUGUGCCAAAUCUGUGGAGGAAAAUCUCCUGGGAGUCAUCCACACUGGGAUUUUGGUUCACAGAGCUUCUUGAGAGGAAUAAACAGUUCCACAGCUGGGUGUUUAAAGGAAGGCCCAAAACAUUCUGGAUGACAGGGUUCUUCAACCCUCAGGGUGAGUGAGACUUAGCUCAAGAUAAAGACCACAGCCGUUACUGGCUGGUUUUAUCAGUGCUUAAAUAACUGUAUCUUUGAGCUUUUAAAAAGUAAAUUCAUCUUAAGACAUAAUUCCCCAUCAGUUAACAAAUGCUUCUCAUGCGUUUCUCUCGGCAAUAUUUUUAGGUUUCCUUACAGCGAUGAAACAAGAAGUAAAAAGAGCAAACAAGGGCUGGGCUCUAGACACAGUCACCCUGCACAACAAAGUACUAAACCAAACGAAGGAGGAGAUAAAGUCCCCACCUGAAGUAAGUGGAAAAGCACGCAAAUAAUAAAACAACUAUCUAUGAUCGAUGCAAUAACUGCAACAGUGUUGUCUACUUGUGUUUUUAAUUAGGAGCAAUUUUUUUUCUAUUGAUGUUUUUUCCUCAAGAAUCAAGCUUCUAUCAUUUGCUGCUUCUUCCCAAUAGGAAGGAGUUUAUGUUUACGGUCUUUACCUGGAGGGUGCUGGCUGGAACAGGAAGAACAGUGUUCUCGUUGAGUCCUCACCCAAAGAGCUUUUCACACCCUUGCCUGUCAUCCACAUGUUCGCCAUAAACUCCACUGCCCCUGUGGAUCCCAAGCUUUAUGUCUGUCCCAUCUACAAGAAACCACGGCGUACAGAUCUGAACUACAUCACAGCAGUGGUGUUACCCACCCUCCAGCCACCAGACCACUGGAUCUUGCGUGGGGUUGCCCUGCUUUGUGACAUCAAAUAAAAUUUAGUAGCAUGUCCUUAUUGAAACAUAUUACCCAUAAUAAUAAAUUCUUUUCAUCAUCAUAUCCCUGUGUAGAGGUUUACUUCAGAUAGUUACAUUUUAGAAUCUAUUACAGUUUUAUUGAUUUAUUAGUUAUUGGGGGAAAAUUUUGCCUUUAUUAAAUAAGACAACUAAAGAGACUGUGAAG